CCAACAUUACUUUGUUGAACUUUGACCCGUAUGAAGUUAAAAAUAAAGUUAAAAAAAACAACUACUAGAAGUUAGGAAACCAACAACAUGAAAUUAGAAAUAUAAAGCGAAACCAAACAAAACCAAAACAAUAAAGAACAGGAAAUAAUACUUUGACAACCUUCAAAAGAAGUUGAUGAAACUGUAUUUUUUAAAGAAAAACUUAAAUAUUAAAAAAGCUUCUUUAAAAUUCUAAAUAAAAAAUCUUGAGCACUUUCCUUUAAUUCUUUAAUUUUUGUUCACAAGAGUAUAUUUCUCUUGUACAGAAGCGAACACAUUUGAUGAUUCACCAACAAGUCUGAGAACAAAGCCAAGACAUCACAGCGACUUUUAAGACCAAAAAUAUUUACUUCCCAUCCGAGCAGAGAAGAGGUCAGAAAUGUUCAAGAGUUGUGGUGAGGAAUAGAAAACAAUGCUCAGUUUAGACAGCUGUGAACAGUCAACAUGAGCCGGCUGCAUCGGACCAUUUCCUGCUACCCACAUGGUCGUCUACGGGAGGACAGAGAUCUACGGCCAGAAGAAAUGGAAGAGCUGCGUGAGGCCUUCAAGGAGUUCGACAAAGACAAAGAUGGCUUCAUCACUUGUAAGGACCUGGGCGAGUGCAUGAGGACAAUGGGAUACAUGCCAACUGAGAUGGAGCUCAUAGAACUCAGCCAGCAGAUCUGUGGUGGCAGAGUCGACUUUGAGGACUUUGUGGAACUGAUGGGACCCAAAAUGCUGGCUGAGACUGCAGACAUGAUUGGGGUCAAAGAAUUAAGGGAUGCUUUUAGAGAGUUUGAUUCUGAUGGCGAUGGUCAGAUAAGCCUCGGGGAGCUGAGGGAAGCAAUGCGGAAGCUUAUGGGACAGCAGCUCAAGCACUGUGAAAUCGACGAGAUCCUCCGAGACGUGGACCUCAACGGGGAUGGAGAGGUGGACUUUGAGGAGUUUGUGCGAAUGAUGUCCCGCUAACUCUCCUGCAAACCAGAUGAACGGACUCUACUGAGGAGCACAGCGUGCAUCAUUUACAUUUUCUCCUUAAUUCUGUUGUACAAAAACCUCUGUCUUCACUCACUUCUCAAAACCCCUUUAUUAUCCUGUUGUAUCCGUUUAAAUUGUGUGCAAUAACAGACUAUGUAAUGACUGCAGCUCUGUGGUCUCUAAAAAAUCUGAAAACUGUAAAUAUGUUAAAGAAGAAUAUUUCAAACCUGGAUCUUGUGAAAUGUGUACUGUUGGAUGUCUUUUAUUCAUUUUAGAAUGUAUGUAAACCACAAUAAAAAGAUGCAGCUAAUUACAAAGAAAUCUGUUUACAUAAAUUAAAAAAAUACAUAUUUUCAGAUUAUAUAGCUUUUGACAAAUUAAAAAGAGAAAUAUAUUUGUAGGUUGUAUUUUUUUAUGUACUUUGCUGUAGAAACUUCUACCUGCAUUUAUGCAAUAUCUCCAUAUUUGCACAUUUAAAUCUUAAUAAUUAAACUAUAUUUCUUUGAAAUAUAUUUUAAGUAUAUUUCACAGCGGUGAUGAGUGUCACUGUCUGCACUGUCUCAGAUGUAUUACCCUCUGUCCCUUUUCUGUGUUACUGUUGAAAACGUCCCGAAUUAAUGUUGUAUUUGUACAAAACGCCAUGAAAAAUGAUGUAAAUAGGAAAAUAAAGUAAGACUGACAAUAAAAUGGUUUUUAUUGAUCUCA
Messenger RNA from Oryzias melastigma (Indian medaka), 1701 nucleotides. RefSeq names its product calcium binding protein 2a (gene cabp2a). Gene Ontology annotation, molecular function: calcium ion binding. NCBI's taxonomy places the organism in Eukaryota, Metazoa, Chordata, Actinopteri, Beloniformes, Adrianichthyidae. The record is from RefSeq and is a predicted model, not a curated record. Bases 484 to 987 code for a protein of 167 amino acids. The transcript has 6 exons.